CUGCGUUCACGGGACAUGGAUAAAUACGCCCCGAAAUUUAGCAAAGUUCUGCUGACACCGGAUCCACAUUACAUCCCGGGGUAUGCUGGAUAUUGCCCACAGCUGAAGUUUAAUAUGGGGAAGGGCUAUGGAAAGCUCACUGCCGAGCUGCUGACCAGCCCUGAGGUGAUGCACUCCAAACAGCUGGUCCUCCACACAGGCUUCCCUGCCACAGAUUCAGACACGUCUGUGAAAAGCAUCCCUGACAGUAACCUGAGGAUGAUACCGGGAUACACAGGUUUCAUUCCAAAAUGUAAGAACUACUUUUCCUGCAGCUAUUCUGACACAUGUCUUAAAGCUCUGGCCGAGUUUGAUCAUGAAAAGCAAACGAGGCUCCAGCAUCAAUCAACAGACCUUCCAGUUAUUGCCAGCUACUGGACUCAGAGAACUGAGAGACAAAAAUUACCUCUAAGAUCAACCAGUGACACAGUGAUCACCUACAAAUCCACGACACCCUUCAACCCCGCCGGAAAGCCAUUGAACAUGGAUGAUGAUAACCCACAGAAGUACUAUAUGUCAGGAUAUACUGGACAUGUGCCAAAAUCUCACUUCCUAAUUGGUAAAGGUUACCCCAUCACCACCAAUCAGGCACUGAUCCAGUUUGGGAAGCAGCAGCACCUUGUGUCUAAAGAUGAGCCAGGCAGUGACAGCAGUAUGACUCCUCCCAUGCCUGCUAUCUGUCAGCCUAAGAGAGGUGUAGUGCCAUCAUUCACAGGACACAUCCCAGGAUACCGGUUCAUGUGUGGACAUUCCUUUGGUCAACUUUGCCAGAAUGCACUGGAAAAGAGCAGCAAGUCAUUAACAUGCCACACAGCCCAAUAAAAUAGUCAUUAUCAAUGUGAUGAAGUUGUAAAAUUAGUCAAAUUUUUUUCACAACACG
Messenger RNA from Archocentrus centrarchus (flier cichlid), 919 nucleotides. It is a transcript of the gene cimip2b, whose product is annotated as ciliary microtubule inner protein 2B. The transcript has 6 exons. Bases 16 to 861 code for a protein of 281 amino acids. Lineage: Eukaryota; Metazoa; Chordata; Actinopteri; Cichliformes; Cichlidae. The record is from RefSeq and is a predicted model, not a curated record.